AUGGUUUGCCUCACCAAACUCUUCACGGCCGGCCUCGUUGCCACUGCUGCCAUUGCCGCCCCCGUCGAGGUCAAGCGCACCUCGUCCAGCAAGCGUGGUGCCGCCUACAAUGACGAGUCCACCGUCUCCACCCUGGCCAGCAACGGCCUGAUCUCCUGGGCCUACAACUGGGGUGGCUCUCUGUCCGGCGAUAUGCCCGACAACGUGGAAUUCAUUCCCAUGCUCUGGGGAGCCAAGGACUUCGGCGGCUGGAUCACCACCGUCGAGACCAUCCUGGCCAAGGGCAGCAACUACAUCCUCGGCUUCAACGAGCCCGACAUGUCCUCGCAGGCCAACAUGAGCCCCUCCGACGCCGCCGGCUACUACAAGAAGUACAUCACUCCUUUCGCCGGCAAGGCCAAGCUCAUCUCUCCUGCUGUGACCUCCUCCACUGACUCCGGCCUCGGUCUGAGCUGGUUCGAGUCCUUCAUCGGAUCUUGCAGUGACUGCAAGAUGUCCGGUCUCGCGGUCCACUGGUACGGCACCACCGCCGACGAGUUCAAGUCCUUCGUCAAGCAGGCUGUCGACACCGCCAACACCCACAACCUGUCUGAGGUCUGGAUCACCGAGUUCGCUCUCAGCGCCGAUGCCAACGGCUCCUCUGACUUCGCUACCACAACUGCGUUCCUCAAGGAGGUCAUUCCUUGGUUGGACUCCCAGUCCGGUGUCACCCGUUACUCGUACUUCAUGUGCGCCGAGAAGUACCUCCUCACCAACAAGGCUCUCAACGAGGCCGGUCAGUACUACGCCUCAUAA
This is a messenger RNA of Penicillium olsonii, 795 nucleotides long. The record is from the annotation of a GenBank genome assembly. Lineage: Eukaryota; Fungi; Ascomycota; Eurotiomycetes; Eurotiales; Aspergillaceae.